CUUUAAUAAGAAGUAUUAAUUAAAUAAAUACUGAGGCAACAUCAAAUCUCACUCACUCACUCAUUGUGAAGAAGAAGGUGAUUUUUGCAAAAGAAAUAAAAAGCUUCUUCCUUGUUCCGCAUGUGGUUCGGAAACAUGUUGGAGCAUGACCUUGGUGUUGUUCAGACUCGCUUUCUCUGCUCACUCAGAGACUGAGACACUUUUCUUUUUCUGUCAUUGGCUGUGUGUUUGCUUCCAAAAGCUCUAAACAAGAGAAAGAGGAAAAAAAAAAAAAACUCUCUUCUCUGUCCCAUUUUCUCAGAUCUAUUUCCUCCCUUUCUCUUUUCUUCCAUUGCCGGUCAGACAUGAGUAAAGAAGAGUUUUUGAAGAUACAGAAAUGUGUUCUCAAAGUGAACAUCCAUUGUGACGGGUGCAAGAACAAAGUGAAGAAAAUCUUGCAGAAAAUUGAUGGGGUUUUUACCACCGAUAUAGAUGCAGAACAUGGGAAGGUGACUGUUUCAGGGAAUGUGGAUCCUAAUAUUCUCAUCAAGAAGCUUGCGAAAUCAGGGAAACAUGCAGAACUCUGGGGUGCUCCUAAGGGAAACAACAAUAGCAACAACAACAAUAACCAGAACCACAUUGCGAACCAGUUCAAGAACAUGCAAAUUGACAAAAGUGGGGGGAACAACAAGGGUCAGAAGGGGGGUGGUGGUGGUGGUGGUGGUGGUGGUGGUGGUGGUGGGAAUAACCAUGGCAAGGGUAAUCAACAAGGGCAAAACCCCCAACAACAACAACAAAACCCUCAACAACAGCUGCAACAGCAGCUGCAACAGCUUCAGCAGAUUAAAGGGUUCCAAGAUCUGAAGCUGCCUCAAUUCAAGGAUAUGAACAUGAAGCUGCCCAGCCACAACCCCAAUCCCCACGGUGGUGGUGCCGCCAAAGCGGUUAAGUUCACUUUGCCUGAGGAUGAUGAUUUGUCUGAUGAUGAGUUGGAUGAGUUUGAUGAUGAAUUUGAUGAUGAGUUUGAUGAUGAUGAAAUGGAUGAUCCCCAGCAUCCUCUCAAUAAGAUGAUGAUGAAGCCCCCUAUGAUGGGUAAUGCCCCUAUGGGUAACCAGGCUCAGAUGAUGUUGAAUGGCAUGAUGAAUGGUCAGAAAGGUGCAAAUGGUGGUGGUGGAGGUAAUGGGAAGAAAGGCGGUGGAGGAGGCAGUGGCGGAGGACCUAUGCCUGUGCAAGUGCAUAACAUGGGUGGUGGAAAUGAUGGUAAAAAUGGGAAUGGAGGAAAGAAAGGUGGUGGUGGCGGCAACAGUGGGGGAGGUGGCGGAAACAAUCAGAACCAGGGUGGUGGUAACAAAAACAAUGGUGGCAAACAGGGAGGCGGCAUGCCAAAUGGAAACAACAAAAACAAUGGUGGUGGUGGUGGUGGCAUUCCUGGUAACAAUGUGAAUGUAGGUAAAAAGGGUAAUAAUGGAAUGAGUGAAGGUGUUCAAGCUAUGAACAUGUUCCCAAACAUGGGUGGUCAUAAUCCUAGUAUGGUUGGUGCUACUAUGGGUCCUAUGGGUAACAUGAACAUCCCUAUGGGCAGCAACAUGUCAAUGAAUCAAAUGGGAAACAUUCCAGCUGUUCAAGGCCUACCAGCCACUACCAUGAACAACGGUGGGGGUGGUGGUGGCGGAUACUUCCAAGGUGGUGGUGGUCCGGAUAUGAUGGGUGGCAAUCCUUACCAACAACAGCAAUACAUGGCUGCUAUGAUGAACCAACAAAGGGCAAUGGGGAAUGAUAGAUUUCAACCAAUGAUGUAUGCUAGGCCUCCCAUGCCUGUCAAUUAUAUGUAUCCUCCUCCUUAUAGCUACCCUCAACCUCAUCAAGAACCAUAUUCCAGCUUUUUCAGUGAUGAAAAUACUUCCAGCUGCAGUGUUAUGUGAAGUAGUAAUGGUAAUGGGUGGUGGUGGUAGUGCUGGUUAUGGUUUCAACUUGCAAGCCCUUUCUAAUCUGAUGCAAUAUUAUACAACAAUGGAAAUGAGUUUUAAUGGUUUUCAAUUUUCUUUUCUUUUAUCCCUUUUCUCCAAGUUAAACUAGAGCUUUUGGUUACCAUAGAGGAGUAAUUUAUAGAUUUUAUAAUAUUUAUGAUCGUGGAAACUAUGAGAUGAUCAUGUAACUGGGGAUGUGGUGGUGGGUUUCCUCCUCCAUGUGAGAUGUUUAUGUGUUUAUAUAUAUGUUGCAAACAGAAAUAAAUUUCAUGUCUGCACUUUAUUUUUUUUCCUUGAGAA
This is a messenger RNA of Cajanus cajan (pigeon pea), 2246 nucleotides long. Its product is annotated as Heavy metal transport/detoxification superfamily protein. Lineage: Eukaryota; Viridiplantae; Streptophyta; Magnoliopsida; Fabales; Fabaceae. Gene Ontology annotation, molecular function: metal ion binding. The record is from RefSeq and is a predicted model, not a curated record.